Messenger RNA from Dichomitus squalens LYAD-421 SS1, 1108 nucleotides. RefSeq names its product WD40 repeat-containing protein. Lineage: Eukaryota; Fungi; Basidiomycota; Agaricomycetes; Polyporales; Polyporaceae. The record is from RefSeq and is a predicted model, not a curated record. The coding region runs from base 79 to 915 and encodes 278 amino acids. Gene Ontology annotation, cellular component: Set1C/COMPASS complex. The transcript has 8 exons. Gene Ontology annotation, molecular function: histone binding.
CCUAACUAUAAGCCACAUCUCAUACUAAGCGGACAUUCGCGCUCGUUGUCGUCGAUCAAGUUCAGUCCUGACGGAACCAUGCUCGCGUCAUGUGCCGCGGAUAAACUCAUCAAGCUAUGGGACGCAGAGACGGGCGACAUCAUCAAGACGUUCGAGGGCCAUACGGAAGGCAUCUCGGAUGUGGCUUGGUCUGCGAAUGGGGAGUUUCUCGCGUCUGCGUCGGAUGACAAGACAGUCCGCCUGUGGAGCCUAGAGAAUUUCGCAGUGUUGAAGGUCCUUCAUGGACAUACCAACUUCGUCUUCUGUGUAAAUUUCAGUCCGUCAUCUAAACUCCUGGCUUCUGGAGGUUUUGACGAAUCGGUCCGAGUGUGGGAUGUCGCACGAGGCAAGACACUGAAGACGCUACCGGCACACUCAGAUCCGGUUACCGCAGUAACUUUCAACCACGAUGGGACACUGAUUGGUUCAUGCUCUAUGGAUGGUUUGAUUCGAUUAUGGGACACCGAAUCUGGUCAGUGUUUGAAGACUCUGGCAGAUGACGACAAUCCUAUAUGUUCCCAUAUCAAGUUCACACCAAAUUCGAGGUUUAUCCUGGCUAGCACCCAGGAUUCGACCGUCCGUCUGUGGAAUACGCAGACAUCGAAAUGUGUCAAAACCUACACUGGACAUACGAACCGCACGUACUGCAUCUUCACUGACUUUGCUCCUGGACGGAAACAUAUCGUAAGUGGAAGCGAAGACAUGAAGAUCUACUUGUGGGAUCUCCAGACACGAGAGAUCGUCCAAGUUCUCGAAGGUCACAGAGACGUAGUUAUUGCUGUUGCUUCACAUCCCACCCGACGUAUGAUCGCGUCAGCCGCCAUGGAGAAAGACCUAACUAUUCGGUUGUGGAUAGAUCAACCAAUGGAAGGGUAGCAAGGCAUCUGCUUGGACACAGCUGUCUUUCUUGAAACCGUGUCGGUAUUCACUGCUUGUGACCGCUCUCGCGACACCUUCACAACGUGUCGCAAAACAUGGACGAAUCAGGACCAGUUCUUGUAUCAGUUGUACUUCUAUCAGCAUUGAUCCUGUCCCUUGGUCGGAGCGGUGAGGUGCAGGUGCCUAUCAU